AUGGCAGCCAUCUUGGAUUUCUAUUGGUUAGCGUACGAAACGAAUAAAAUAAAUGUACGAGAUAUUAAAAGAGUCUUAGAAAAUAUUUCUGAACAAGACUGUACACUUACUCUAUCUGCAUUAGCUGUUAAAGAAACAUCAAUUUCAAAAUUAAGUUACACAAUAGUAGACGCAAUUAUUAAAUUAUUGGAAAUGAAUAUUAUAGAUGGUGAACCUCUACAAUUGAAUGAAAUAACAACAAAUGUUAAUUUUUCUUCAUUUAAUUGGCCAUACAAUGAUGAAGAGCGUGAAUCACCUCAAGCAUGCAAACAUUUAAAAUUGGAAUUAGGAAAAUUUAGAGUUAUUUUUGGACUCAAUGGAUAUAAAUUUGUUGAUGUACAUGCAAAUAAAAAACACGUAUUUAAUAUACACUUUAAACAACGAAUAUUUAAAGGUGAUGCCGAUGCUCUUAUAAUUCCCUACAAAACAGCUGCAGAUGGUUGUGCAUUACAAUUACGUGUGGUGUUCGAAUUUAAAUUGCCAGAAAAUAUGGUUUUUGAGAAAUACCGUGAUUCGUUUUACGGUGAAUUAUUAUGUUCCCUUGCAAUGUCUCAUCAUCCAUGUCUUACGGUUCUAACUGAUUUACGUACACAAUGCUUUAUCGAUCGAUGUAUUAAUGAAAAUAUUCAUGUAUGGGCAUGUGAUAAUAUGAAUGAAGGAAUGAACUUAAUUUCUAAUUUUGCUAUUAGACAUUGCAAUCCAAGUGAAAGAUAUAAAUGUGAUUUUAACGCUGAUUAUGUUAAUACCGAUACAGAUCUAGUUGGGUUAAAAAUAAUAAAAAAAUAUACAUCGGACGAUGGCUAG
Molecule: messenger RNA, 843 nt
Organism: Didymodactylos carnosus
Lineage: Eukaryota; Metazoa; Rotifera; Eurotatoria; Philodinida; Philodinidae
Source: the annotation of a GenBank genome assembly